Molecule: messenger RNA, 2567 nt
Organism: Cucurbita maxima (winter squash)
Lineage: Eukaryota; Viridiplantae; Streptophyta; Magnoliopsida; Cucurbitales; Cucurbitaceae
Product: ABC transporter G family member 7
Exons: 11
Coding region: 230-2395 (721 amino acids)
Cellular component (GO): membrane
Molecular function (GO): ATP hydrolysis activity; ATP binding; ABC-type transporter activity
Source: RefSeq, a predicted model, not a curated record
AACUAUGCUUCCGUUCCUGCGUGAGUGAGUUUUUCUUACACUUACAAAAAAUACACCCAUCGUGAUCUUCUACGUCCGUUACGAUCGUCCAUUGCGAGAAUCCGGCCAUUUCCGUCUGAUAAACGACGACAGUGUCGGAGUUUCCGUCUCUUACGGGGAUCGUACGGCAGUGUAAAGUGCGGAGGUGCACUGCUCAUCUCUGUCGGAGGGGAACCAGGAGGUAUAUACUAUGGUGAAAUUUGACCGGGAAAGAGUGGGCCAGGCGAUCAUGAGCAUUGGCGGGAACGGUGUUGGCCAAGUUUUGGUUGCUGUGGCGGCGGCUCUUCUUGUCCGUAUUUUCUCCGCACCAGAACCUGCUCUUCUGUUGGAGCACGAUAUCGAGCUCGAGGAUUGGGAGAAGGUAGAUGGAGACAUUGAAGUUGGUGAAGAAUCUCCUGCCUCCAGGAAAGUCAGUCCAGUGACAAUCCGGUGGCGCAACAUCACGUGCUCUCUAUCUGAUAAAUCCUCCAAAUCAGUGAGAUUUCUGCUUAAGAAUGUAAGCGGAGAAGCAAAACCAGGAAGAUUAUUAGCGAUAGUGGGACCGUCAGGUUCAGGAAAAACAACGUUGCUCAAUAUUUUGGCCGGCCAGCUAGCGGCUUCUCCACGGUUACAUCUCACUGGCAUUAUAGAUUACAAUGGAAACGCUUAUUCAAAUAAGAGAGCUUACAAGUUCGCUUAUGUGAGACAGGAGGACCUCUUUUUCUCACAGCUAACUGUCCGAGAGACACUGAAGCUUGCUGCUGAGCUUCAGCUUACUAAGAUACCUUCCGAAGAAGAGAAGGAAGAAUAUGUGAACAAUCUGCUCUUGAAACUAGGUUUGGUAAAUUGUGCUGAAUCAUUUGUUGGUGAUACAAGAAUUCGUGGAAUCAGUGGGGGUGAAAAGAAACGAUUGUCUCUAGGAUGUGAGCUGAUUGCCAGCCCAUCUAUUAUAUUUGUUGAUGAACCUACAACAGGACUUGAUGCAUUCCAGGCUGAAAAAGUAGUCCUGACGCUUCAACAACUUGCAAAGGAUGGACAUACUGUGAUCUGCUCCAUACAUCAACCUAGAGGCUCUGUGUAUACCAAAUUUGAUGAUAUUAUAUUGCUGACAGAGGGUGCUCUUGUCUAUGCUGGUCCUGCUCAUGAGGAACCUGUGGAAUACUUCUCUAAAUUUGGGUAUAGUUGUCCUGACCAUGUUAAUCCUGCUGAGUUUCUGGCCGAUCUUAUAUCAAUUGACUAUAGUUCUCCAGAAAGUGUGUCCUCCUCCCAGAAGAGGAUCUACGGUUUUGUUGAGUCAUUCUCACGACACUCUUCGACAAUUUUGUAUGCAACUUCAAGUGACAAAAGGCAGAUUUCGGCAGGUAUGAAAUUCAGGGAAAAUAAGCUUUUGAAGAGAGGAGGCUGGUGGAGGCAAUUCUGCUUGCUCCUCAAGCGUGCAUGGAUGCAGGCUUCUCGGGAUGGACCGACAAAUAAGGUUCGAGCACGAAUGUCCAUUGCAUCAGCGAUCAUAUUUGGUUCAGUUUUUUGGAGAAUUGAAAGAUCUCAGACAUCAAUCCAGGAUAGGAUGGGUUUACUUCAGGUUGCAGCAAUCAACACUGCAAUGGCUGCUCUCACCAAAACUGUGGGUGUUUUUUCGAAAGAACGUGCAAUUGUUGAUAGGGAGCGUUCAAAGGGAUCUUAUACGUUAGGCCCAUAUUUGCUUUCUAAACUGUUGGCCGAGAUCCCAAUUGGAGCUGCUUUUCCACUGUUAUUUGGGGUUAUCUUAUACCCCAUGGCUCGUCUUCACUCAACUGCCUCAAGGUUUGGGAAGUUCUGCAGUAUCAUCACUGUUGAAUCUUUUGCCGCGUCUGCUAUGGGUCUCACUGUAGGAGCUAUGGCUCCUAGCCCAGAAGCCGCCAUGGCAGUGGGGCCCUCACUUAUGACAGUUUUUAUUGUAUUUGGUGGCUAUUAUGUCAAUGCAGACAACACGCCGAUCAUCUUUCGUUGGAUUCCUAGCGUUUCUCUCAUAAGAUGGGCCUUUCAAGGGCUUUGCAUCAAUGAGUUUAAAGGUCUUCAAUUUGAUUGUCAGCAUUCAAUUGAUAUUCAAACUGGAGAACAGGCACUGGAACGACUUUCCUUUGGUCAAAGGCGUAUUAGGAACACAUUGAUAGCACAAAGUAGGAUACUUUUGUUCUGGUAUUACACCACUUACCUUCUCCUGGAAAAAAAUAAGCCCAAAUACCAGCAGCUUGAGCCACUGCCCCUUGGUGAAAACCAAGAUCAAGGUGAUCGACAAUUUGAAUCGUUUAACAAUGACAACAUGGAGAAACCCCAGCCCGGGAAUCUCCGACUCUCGAGCGAGUUGAGUCAAAGGGUGCCGAGUUUUAAAUUCCUAUAAGCGUUUUCUUGAUUCAUUUGGUUUAGCUUAGCUUUAGUUGGCUUCAAGCUUUUAUGUAUGUUUUAUUUUGAUCCUUAUACUUUCAAACGCUUUUGGUGGUUUUUUAUGAUUUUGUAAUGUUUUUAAGUCAUAGGUUAUAAUAAUCCGAGUAAGGUAACUAUAUAUUUGGUAA